Brassica napus (rape) is the source of this 1952-nucleotide messenger RNA. RefSeq names its product heparan-alpha-glucosaminide N-acetyltransferase-like. The record is from RefSeq and is a predicted model, not a curated record. The coding region runs from base 402 to 1760 and encodes 452 amino acids. The transcript is spliced from 13 exons. NCBI's taxonomy places the organism in Eukaryota, Viridiplantae, Streptophyta, Magnoliopsida, Brassicales, Brassicaceae.
UAUUCAAUGAUUUUGCAAGUUGAAGUGUCAAAAUCCUGAUUACGCAUUUUCAUGCCCAAAAUCAUAUAACUUUCCUAUAUAAAACUGUAAAGUUGCAUUACAUGUAAAUUUUCGUGAGCUUUCCCUUACCUGAAGGCCCCCAUAGAGAGAGAGAGAGAAUCAUCUAUCAGUCUUUUAAGAGCGAAUCAAGUUCGUAACUGACAGCAAAAACUGAAGGUCCAAUCCCAAGGGAGUGUGGCACGUGCGAAUACCAAAUUAGAAAAAAAAAAGUGAUUUAAGAACCAAACUGCUCAAGUGGCUAUCCUCAAACCGUUGUCGUUAAGAUAGAGAGAUUUAGUUGUCACUCAAUAAAUACUGAUAAGAUAAGUAUAUUUAUCCAUAGAUAUAGACGCAACAGUUUGAUGAAUGAAGAUAGAUUUGGUUUCUCUUUGAUGCGGACGGAACUGGCAAUGUACGAACCAAUCAAAAGCACCGACGAAGGUGAUCAAUGGCGUGAGAAGAAAGACAUUGAGUCCGCUUCCUCUCUCCAGAUUUCUUCUCAUCACCGCCCUUAUCUCCCUUCCGACAAGGAACGAUUAGUUUCUCUCGACGUCUUCCGUGGCCUUACCGUCGCCCUGAUGAUACUUGUGGAUGAUGUUGGAGGGAUCUUCCCAGCUAUUAACCAUUCACCUUGGGACGGUGUAACGCUUGCUGAUUUCGUCAUGCCUUUUUUCCUUUUCAUUGUCGGUGUCUCUCUUGCCUUUGCUUAUAAGGUGAACUUGUCAUGCAAGUAUGCUGCAACAAGAAAGGCUUUGCUUCGAUCCUUUAAACUCCUUUCACUUGGUCUUUUUCUCCAAGGGGGAUUCAUUCAUGGCCUCAACAACUUAACAUAUGGAAUAGAUAUAGAGAAAAUUAGAGUCAUGGGCAUAUUACAGAGAAUAGCGAUAGCAUACUUAGUUGCAGCACUGUGCGAGAUUUGGUUUAAAGGAAACCAUAAUGUCACCUCAGAGCUAUCUAUGAUCAAGAAAUACAAAUUUCACUGGGUGGUGGCAUUUGUUAUUACAACAACAUAUUUGUUCAUGCUAUACGGCUUAUACGUGCCAGACUGGGAAUAUCAGAUUUCAACACAAGACCAAGGAUCAACAACAUUCUUGAAUGUGAAGGUGAAAUGUGGGGUAAGAGGAAACACUGGACCAGGCUGUAAUGCAGUUGGAAUGCUUGACCGUAUGUUACUAGGGAUACAUCAUCUCUACAGGAAACCUGUAUAUGCACGGACCAAGCAAUGCAGUAUAUAUUCUCCACACAAUGGGCCAUUACCUCCAGGCGCUCCUUCUUGGUGUCAAGCGCCUUUUGAUCCCGAAGGCGUUCUCAGUUCCUUGAUGGCCACCGUUACAUGCCUAGUGGGUUUGCAUUACGGCCAUAUUAUCAUCCACUUCAAGGAUCACAAAAGGCGUCUGAACCAAUGGAUUUUACGUUCUUUUUGUCUUGUGAUGUUAGGUCUCGCACUUGACCUCUUUGGAAUGCAUCUAAACAAACCUCUAUACACACUGAGUUACGUGUGUGUCACGGCAGGCGCUUCUGGAUUUCUGUUCUCCACUAUAUACCUAAUGGUUGAUGUUUAUGGAUACAAACGAGCAAGUCUUGUGUUACAGUGGAUGGGAAUACACGCCUUGCCGAUCUACGUUCUCGUUGCAUGCAAUCUUGUCUUUCUAAUCAUUCAUGGGUUCUACUGGAAGAAACCUACUAACAAUCUCCUUCAUUUGAUAGGAAUUGGAAAGUGAAGAAGAGAAAGGAGGUGAAACAAGCGUAUGCCAAGAAACAAUAGUCAUUAGCCAUCUUCAUCUUCUUAUUCCAUUGUCUUCCCAUAUUCAUUCAUUCACCUAUAAAAUCCAAUCUAUUCUAGUUUUGUAAAUCGAAUCUCACCAUGUUUUUUUGCACAUUUUCUGCUUAUAUCUUUAUAGUAUUUUCAACCA